AUGUCUAAAUGCGACAAUUGUGAUAAGUCCAUAACAAAACAGUCACCUAGGCUUGAGUGCAACAAUUGUGGAAAAAUAGUACACGCCAAUCAAUUAUGCAUAGGCUUAUCUUCGAAGCAGCUAUCAGCUCUGCGCAAUGCUGAAAACCUGGAGUGGACAUGUGAGGAUUGUCGUAAAGAAUCGCCUCAUCGUAAGUCUUUCAUAAUUCCGGAGGACGAUGACGAUGAUACUGAUGGGAUUCAGCUGGGUGAAAGCGGUUCGACAGCGAUGAGUAAAUUACUUCUUAAUAUCUCACUUGAGGUAAAGAAAGCAGUGAAAAUGGAACUGGCCUCUGUGAACGAAUCGUUAAGCUCAUGGUGUAUAAAAAUGGAUACUAUAAAUGCUACACUGGAAAUCCUAACUGAGAAAGUUAAAGACUUGGAGAAGAAAAACAUGUGCUUGACAAAUCAAAAUACCCACUUGGAAUUAAAAGUUAAUGCUAUGGAACAACAAAUCAGAAAUAUGGAACAAAAACAGUUGGAUAAUGUACUGAAAAUAACAGGAAUUUCCAAAGAUAAGGACGAGAACUUGGAAAAACUUUCAAGUAAACUAGCCUCGAAACUAAACAUAGAGAAACGUCAAGUAUCAAUGGUGAAGAGACUGAAAGGCAGGUACGGUAAAGAAGGUGUGAUACAGGUAGUAUUGCAAAAAGAGGAGCAGGUUGACCAGUGGAUCCGCGCUGCACGAACGGAAACAAUUGCUUUGGAAGAUAUAACUCCAAAUGCCCCUAAUCCUGAAGUAGCCAAGAGAAGAGUGUUACUUCGGCGUGCACUAACCAAAGCAAAUAAAACACUUCUGUGGCAAGCUAAACAAACCUUGAAGGAAACUUACAAAUAUAUUUGGUUCCAGGUAAAGUUUUGGCUCGUAAAUUUGACAAUGAUAAGCCCGUUAUCAUAA
Molecule: messenger RNA, 936 nt
Organism: Parnassius apollo (apollo)
Lineage: Eukaryota; Metazoa; Arthropoda; Insecta; Lepidoptera; Papilionidae
Source: the annotation of a GenBank genome assembly